AUGUCCAACAACACAUUCAAUGUCGCCGUAGUUGGCCUUGGUGCCCUCGGCAGCGGAGCAGCCUACCACGCCGCUAUCAAAGGCGCCAGCGUCGUUGGCUUCGAGCAGUAUGAGUUUGGCAACGUCUACGGUUCAUCGCAUGACACAUCUCGCAUUGUCAGAACAUCCUACGGAUCACCAGAUUACGUGGCCCUCGCGCGUUCAGCCUACAAGGACUGGGCCGAACUGGAACGUCGCAGCGGUCUACAAAUGCUGACCAUCACCGGCGGCGUGGCAUUCUUUCCCAAGACCACCACUGACGAGAAUGAAUUGAACAAGUUUGAGAAGACAAUGACUGCUAGUGAGUUCAUGAAGAGUUUGGAUGCGAACGCCAUUUCUUACGAAUUGCUUGACUCGGUCGAGGUCAUGAAGCGAUGGCCGGCAUUCCACAUCCCCGAGGGUGUUCAGACGAUAUAUACUGCAGACUCGGGUAUCGUUCACGCAUCAAAGUCAGUUGCGGCAAUGCAGUAUCAAGCUCGUGCCAAUGGAGCCGUUCUGAAAGAGAAGACGCGUGUGGAUGCAGUUAUCCCUAACGAGAAUGGGAAGGGCGUGGCAAUAGAGACAUCCAAGGGUCGUUUCUAUGCCGACAAGGUCAUUUUGGCUUGUGAUGCGUGGAUCAACAAGCUUCUUGCACCUCUGGGGUCAGAGAUUCCGCUGACGGUCAUGCAAGAGCAAGUCACAUACUACAAGCCAGCUGACCUCAAACCUUUUGACGAGACUAAAUUCCCCGUCUGGAUUUGGGCUGGCGAUCGGUAUUACUACGGAUUCCCCAUGUAUGGUGAGCCAGCUAUCAAAGCAGGGCGUGACACGUCGAAUAACUUUAUGACACCCGAGAAUCGAACAUUUGUUCCUUCGGAAGAGUUGUUCAACGAGUUGACAUCGUUCAUGGGCAAUCUUAUCCCCGAGAAGGGUGAGCCUCUGCGAACCAUCACAUGCCAAUAUGCGAUUACACCUGAUCGACAGUUUGUGAUUAGUCCAUUGAAGAAUAACCCUGAUAUCAUUAUCGGACUGGGUGGUGGUCACGCUUUCAAGUUUUCGCCAGCUAUUGGACGUGUUCUUGCCGAGCUUGCCAUAGAUGGAUCGACAAAGGAAGAUAUUUCCAACUUUGGAAUUCCUAGAUCAUCAGCCGAUAGUAAAUUGUAG
Messenger RNA from Fusarium venenatum, 1182 nucleotides. RefSeq names its product FAD dependent oxidoreductase. The record is from RefSeq and is a predicted model, not a curated record. Gene Ontology annotation, molecular function: sarcosine oxidase activity; flavin adenine dinucleotide binding. Lineage: Eukaryota; Fungi; Ascomycota; Sordariomycetes; Hypocreales; Nectriaceae.